Molecule: messenger RNA, 1205 nt
Organism: Hypoxylon trugodes
Lineage: Eukaryota; Fungi; Ascomycota; Sordariomycetes; Xylariales; Hypoxylaceae
Product: DNA-binding protein
Exons: 2
Coding region: 348-1127 (259 amino acids)
Cellular component (GO): zeta DNA polymerase complex
Source: RefSeq, a predicted model, not a curated record
CCAAUUGAUUGGCAGGAACUACUGAAUUACGUUACUUUCAGGACUGUGCAAAAUACCUAGGUACAUGUGCAAUGAUGAUGAUUACGGGGAAAUUACCAGGUACUCAAUGUACAUAGACUGAACACUGAAACACCUUCCACUUAACGCGUUUUUAAGCUUUGUUCCUGCCCCUCAACGCGUCGAUAGGCUAACGUUGUCUUGCCUUGCAGCUACCUAACUAGCUUAACACGGGGUCGGGUCCAGGUCAGAGUUACCAAACUUACGGGGAGGUGCCUAGCAGGUGGCGUUAUCUAAGCCCUACCGCCCUACCCAAGCACCUAACCUUAGCACCUAAGCACCUACCAAACAUGUCUCCCGAACCAGAUCAGGAACCUCACGACGAUCAACAAGAGAUAUCCGCCAGUCAAGCAUCCCAUGUUCUAAACUCUUUCACCCAAUUCCUUACAAUAUGCAUCCACAAUAUCUUGUUUUACCGUUCCAUCUACCCUGCACAGACAUUCCUCACCAGCCGAGCAUAUAAUCUGCCAGUUCACCAAUCCAGGCACCCCAAAGUAUGUUCGUGGAUUCGCGAUGCUGUUGAUGCCGUAAAGGCACAGCUUAUUCUAGGUGUUGUAGAGCGCAUUGCUGUUGUUAUCCACGAUAAGCAAGCAAAAGUGAUGGAACGAUGGAUGUUCGAUGUUGCCAACUUUCCAGCAUGGGAAGGUUAUAAGGAGGUGAAAGGGCCUAGGACAAUUGAAGAAGAGGAGAUCGCUGAAGGAGAGGCCGCCAAUACCGAUGGUAGUACAGAAGGAAAAGUAAAUUGGGCCAAUGUAGACGAACAAUUACGCGCCACUGUAAGGAAGCUAGCCUACACUGGUGAAAAAAUGACACCACUUCCAGAGGGGUGUACUUUUACCAUUGCGGUAGAGUUGCGAGAUGAGGGUGCGGCCCCAAUAGGCCAUCCGCAACCUUGGAUACCCACUCAGUCGAAUCUACAGCCCAAAAACAAAGACAAGCAAACAUCUGGCGAGGAUGUCGGAGGAGCCAAGACGACCCCUCUCCGUAUGGUUGAAGCUGGGCCUUUGUUCUUUGAAUGUUGGGUCGAAGAGGGCAAGGCCAAAGAAAAAUCACCAACUUCGAAUCAAUGAAUGAAUGAAUUGAAUUAUUUGAUCUUAGUGUGCAUAUACGACCUUCUAAUUGUACCAUAAUAACCCUUAAACAACGUG